This is a messenger RNA of Xenopus tropicalis (tropical clawed frog), 3938 nucleotides long. It is a transcript of the gene oxr1, whose product is annotated as oxidation resistance 1. Lineage: Eukaryota; Metazoa; Chordata; Amphibia; Anura; Pipidae. Gene Ontology annotation, cellular component: Golgi apparatus; mitochondrion; nucleolus. The record is from RefSeq and is marked provisional.
CAGGAAACUGAGCAUGUCUACUAGCUGUGCUGCUGCUUAGUGCAGCCAGGGAUGCGCUUGCUCCUUCCAACACCCGGCCAAUGCUAAAGUCCCUCAGCAGCGGCAGCAGCAGCAGCAGGAAAGCAGGGGGGACCCUGCACCCUCAUAGCACCCACACUGCACCCUCAGUGCAUCCUCACUGCACCCUCUGCUCACCAGCUCACAACGAAGACAGAAAAAACACACGUUGUGGAUGUAACAGGAAUCAUCUCUCAGAAUGUUCAGCACCAGAAGACUGAAGAAAAAGUCACAGUCCGUGGACAUUGCGGCAUCAGGGUAUAACCCCCUAUCAGAUGCAUCAGCACCCCAAGCAAGUAGAGUGCCACCACCCAUCGUCAAGGCAAUCUCAGAGGAAGAACAUCACAACACAACUAAUGCUCAGAAACGUCAUCUUAGAAGAGGCGAUCUCAAGAGAGGCUACACCAUUGACACCGGGCAGAAAAAGACCCUGGAGAAGAAAGAUGGGCGCCGGAUGUCCUUCCAGAGACCCAAAGGAACCAUGGAAUAUACAGUUGAGACCCGAGACUCCUUAAACAGUAUUGCUCUGAAGUUUGACACAACGCCAAAUGAACUGGUCCAGUUAAAUAAACUCUUUUCCCGAGCUGUUGUCCCCGGACAGCUCCUGUAUGUACCUGAUCCAGACUACAUUUCCAGUGUGGAAAGCUCUCCUUCCCUGAGUCCUAUAAGUCCUUUAUCACCAACCUCUUCAGAAGCUGAAUUUGAGAAGAGUACUGACACUGAACGCAUGCCCUAUAAGGAGAUUACUUCCUCCCCUGCUUACUCUGCUAUACGACCAUCCAGAGUGGUAUCCUCUACAUCAGAAGAAGAAGAAGCCUUUACUGAGAAGUUCCUAAAAAUUAACUGCAAGUACAUCACUGAUGGAAAGGGAACAGUCAACGGUGUCCUCCUUGUUACACCAAACAACAUCAUGUUUGAUCCUCAUAAGAACGAUCUUUUGGUUCAGGAAAAAGGAUGUGAAGAGUACGGUAUUAUGUGCCCAAUGGAAGAGGUGACUUCAGCGGCCAUGUAUAAAGAAAUUGUGAAUAGCAAACUAAAGGAUUCAGUUUCUGUGGAUGUAGGUCAGCUGUCAUGUAUGAGAGAGUUCUGCCAUUUAAAGAAAAUUUCUCCAGGGAACGAUAGUGCCAGUACUGCUCCAAGGAGUACAGAGGAGUCCCUUUCUGAAGAUGUUUUUACAGAAUCAGAACUUUCUCCUAUAAGAGAAGAACAUCUCUCCUCUGAUGAACUCAGACAGGACAAAUCUUCAGGGGCAUCGUCUGAAUCUGUUCAGACCAUAAACCAAAAUAUUACUGAGUGUUCGUUAAAUAUCUCGGACUGUGUCAGUGCUUCAGAUGAUGUUAAAGACAGCCUAGAACCAUCUGGGAAUGACAGUGGCAUUGUCGCCUCUAUCAAUGAUUUAGAAAAGAGUGAAGCAUCCAUAAAUGCAGGUGAAGGCGUGGAUAAGGACAUUUCCGAAUCCAGUUUAAUACUUACAGAAGCAAUUGAGGGGCACAAUUCUAACGAUGGAAUUCUUUCAUCAAAUAAAGACAAGCAAACCGGGGACCAGAAUCAUUCUAGAGAAGCUGCAUUUGUGAGAAACCAUCAACAUGAAACAGUACAGGAAGAAGCCGUAAAGCAGUCAUUUGGGGAUUCUGAAACUGAAGCAGAGGAGCUGCGUAAAUUCUGGAAAGACCUCACUAUGCAACAAGCCAAGCAACAAAGGGAGGACAUGCAGCACACCACACAGAAAGAAAUCAUGGGAAAAAUGCCAACAGCUGAAACCCAUAUAGAAGGUGUUUGUUCAUCUGUUGCCAAAGAAAAGAGACGCCAUCGGUCUCACAGAUACUUGUGCUUGAGAGUUGGGAAGCCAAUGAGAAAAACCUUUGUGUCGCAAGCCAGCGCGUCCAUGCAGCAGUACGCUCAGCGAGACAAGCUGGAAUACUGGUUUGCUGUUCCACAUGAAAGGUCCGACCACCUGUACUCCUUUUUCAUUCAGUGGAGCCCAGAGCUAUAUGCUGAAGAGGUUAGAGAGUCGGCCAGAGAGCCAGGGUUUGUAGUGGUGAAGAAGAAUGAAGAAACUGAGGGCUCGGACUGUUCCACAAACGAUUCUGCAGCCAGACUCUGGGAGGUAGUAUCUGUGGCAGAGUACCACCGCAGGAUCGAUGCGCUAAAUACUGAAGAACUGCGCACUCUCUGCAGACGUCUCAAGAUCACAACAAGAGAAGACGUGAACUCGAAGCAAGCCACAAACAUUAAGAAUGAUCAGGAACCCGAAUCUUUCCGACCAAAUCUCAGUGAUCCCAGUUCACUUUUGCAGACUGAUCAGAUCGAAAAGUUAACAAAGCACCUUCCACCUCGGACAAUCGGCUAUCCAUGGACGCUUGUUUAUAGCACUGCAAAACAUGGCAUGAGUUUGAAAACACUGUACAGAACGAUGCUUGGGUUGGACACUCCGGUGCUCCUGGUCAUUAAAGACAGCGAUGCGCAGAUUUUUGGUGCUCUGGCAUCAGAACCAUUUAAAAUAAGCGACUGCUUUUAUGGCACCGGAGAGACCUUCCUAUUUACUUUCUGCCCAGAUUUUGAGGUCUUUAAAUGGACCGGAGACAACAUGUUCUUUAUCAAAGGAGAUAUGGACUCGUUAGCGUUUGGAGGAGGAGGGGGAGAAUUUGCGCUUUGGUUGGAUGGAGAUCUUUAUCAUGGAAGAAGUCAUACAUGUAAAACAUUUGGAAACUGUAUACUUUCUAAGAAAGAAGACUUCAUAGUUCAAGAUAUUGAAAUAUGGGCAUUUGAGUAAAUAUGUAUGUAUAUAUUUAUAUAUAUAUAUAUAUAUAUAUAUGAAAGUGUUUCUUGAUGGAAUAUUUCUUAAUCUGUACAGGAGUGAAACAUUUUGAAACAAUGUUCCGCAGCUUAAUAUAUACAAUAUAUGAUAUCUAUUUUUUUGUUAACAACCAUAGUUAUUUUUCAUUUUCAGCAGCUAAAUCUAUUUUCAGAUGUCAGUACGGGGCGAAGCUGCAAGUGUACAUUUUGCCGUAUGUUAUAUGUUCUCACUUUUCUGUUCGAACUUAAUGACGAAAAAAGUUAUGGAGGCUAACACAGCUCCAAGAAUAUCAGUGAGAUGUAUCCGUGUCGCGAGCUUCAGGUUUGAAUCUGCGUUUAAGAAUUCCCGAAAAAACAACCAGGAAUGCGCGGAAGAAAGAAGGAUAAAAUGUCCAAGCAACCAAUAAAAAUUGGCAUACAAAGGAAAUUCAAAUAUAGUUUUGUACUGGGUGACUGUAUGUUGUACAUUAGUACUAAAUCUGACAAACUGGUUGGUGUAUAUGAUAAGUAAACAAUAUUGUAACUUGUAUUCUUUGUGAAAUAUGCAAACUGUCAUGUGACAUCAGAAAAAUUACCGUCUUUAGACUCUCGUCAGUAGCCGUUCCGUAGGAAAAUAAGCCUCUUAAAUAGAGGCUCUGCAGAAGAAAGUUUCAAUUUCAAAGCUUCUAUUCUGUUACGCAAGUAAAUUGCCAUGAUAAAUGUGACAGUGGGUUCUUUUUGUGCUGAAGAGUCAGCUGUUUCUGACAAACCUGUAUAUUAUCUUGUAAAUUAAUGUUCAAAAGUAGAUUUGUUCUUAUAGAAAUGUGUUCAUUGACGGGUUGCUUAUAGCACUUUAAAUUAUUUUGAAACCGAAUAAAAAGCCAAAUGGACUGGCUGUUAUAGGCUUAGAUCUUACAUUCUUUCAAAUCAAUCUAAACACAACUGCUUAACUGGUAAUAAAGGGAAGAAGUAUUCUCUAUUCCAUGCUAAUGCUGAAUGUGAAACAAAACAGGGCAUCAUCUAUUUUCCCAAUGUGUAUAGCUAUAAUCCUCUUCUUAGUACUAGUAUGUAGAAUAAAUGUUUACAAUUGAUGAAUAAAAAAAAAA